CUAAACCGCAUCACCUGCAUUUCCAGUCACCAGAGCCGCAGGAAACAUCAUCAGACGAGCGAUGGAGCGAGUGGAGAGUCUGGAGAAGAUGAAGCAGAUCUGCAGGAGAAUACAGGACUCUUUCAGAGAGCUGCAGGAAGAUCUGACGCCCUUCAGACCCGAGCGAUGCUACAGGUUGGCCCCCAUGCGUCUCUACUCUCUCUCUAAGACUCAGUUUGUUCUGGUAUUCGUGGUUUUCUUCUUCUGCUUCGGUGUCUCUACACUCAUCGGUGUGUCAGGACCCAGGAUCAUUAGUGAGAAUUAUUACAAAGGUUUGAGUCUCAGCAUCAACGGAUCGAAGAGCGGUCCGUUUGACCUCCGAUCUCCACUGCUGUCCAACUACAACCAGCAGCUGUGGCUGACCUGCAUCAUCCAGCUGGAGCACAGCAGUGAGAUUGCAGAUUUGAGCUGGGAAUGGGGAAUGGAUGUGGAGCUGCAGGGAGUGAUGCAGGACGCCAGCGUGAUGCACAUCAGCAACAACAUUCACAACAAGAACCGGAGCCUGCACUGCACCGCUCAGCAGCAGGCGUGUGAGGAGAUCAUCAUUCUUCAUCUGGGGUAUCUGAACUACACUCAGUACAAGAUCAGCGUCAGCUUCAGGAACCUGCAGGACGACCUGAAGGACAAAAUCAAAAACGUGACUUUUGGAUUUAAGAUGUACAACGCCACGUUCUCUCAGGUGGAGAUCUGGUUCCGCUUCGUGUUCGUGGUGAUGACCUUCAUCGUGACCUGUGUGUUCGCUCACUCCUUACGCAAGUUCUCCAUGAGGGACUGGAGCAUCGAGCAGAAGUGGAUGUCUGUUCUUCUUCCUCUGCUGCUGCUGUACAACGAUCCGUUCUUCCCGCUGUCAUUCCUGGUGAACAGCUGGUUUCCGGGAGCGCUGGACGCGUUCUUCCAGGCUCUGUUCCUGUGUGCGCUGCUGCUCUUCUGGCUGUGUGUGUAUCACAGCAUCCGUGUGCAGGGACAGCGCAGGCUCCUGACCUUCUACCUGCCCAAGCUGCUGGUCGUGGGGCUGCUGUGGCUCUCGGCCGUCACACUGGGAAUCUGGCAAACGGUGAAUGAGCUGCAGGAUCCCACCUAUCAGUACAAAGUAGACAUCCAGAACUUCCAGGGCAUGAAGGUCUUCUUCCUGCUGCUGGUGGCUGUGUAUGUGCUGUAUCUGCUGUUUCUGGUACUGUGUGCUUGCUCUGAGCUCAAGAACGCACCCUACACAGAUCUGCGGCUGAAGUUCCUGACUGCACUGACGCUUCUGGUGCUGGUGAUCAGUGUGGUUAUCCUGUACCUGAGGUUCGGCUCCAAGGCUCUGCAGGACAACUUUGUUUCUGAUCUCUCCACUCACUACCAGAACUCAGCGGAGUUCUUGUCCUUCUACGGUCUGCUGAACUUCUAUCUCUACACGCUAGCGUUCGUCUACUCGCCCUCCAGAAGCGCUCUGUACGACUCGCAGCUGAGGGACAAUCCUGCCUUCUCCAUGCUCAACGACUCGGACGAUGAGGUGAUUUACGGGAGCGAUUAUGAGGAGAUGCCUCUUCAGAACGGCCGUGCCAUCAAAGCCAGCGGCAGACACCAGGAUGAGAGCGAGAGCGACUGAAAGCGGAGUGACUCCGGAUCGCUGGUGUGACACUAACAGUGUGUGAAUAUAUCUGAGCUGAUGUGUUUCUGUCAGCAGUACUCCUGA
Carassius carassius (crucian carp) is the source of this 1717-nucleotide messenger RNA. It is a transcript of the gene tmem181, whose product is annotated as transmembrane protein 181. Gene Ontology annotation, molecular function: toxic substance binding. The record is from RefSeq and is a predicted model, not a curated record. Lineage: Eukaryota; Metazoa; Chordata; Actinopteri; Cypriniformes; Cyprinidae. Bases 62 to 1630 code for a protein of 522 amino acids. The transcript has 17 exons.